AUCGGUUGUGUGACAGGUCACGUGACGGUGGAGGAGAAACGGGACCAGCCGGAAGGAGGGGGGAGCCGAUGUUUAGCCCGAUUGAACGAGUAGUCUAGCUAGCCAGCAUUCCUCCUCUCCCCGACGCCUAGAAAAGCUAGAAAGAGGGAGAGAUAUAUUUUAAAACGAGGUUCGCAAAUUAGAAUUCGGAAACGGAUUGGAUUUUUGUAUGAUCAAAGCUACUUGCCGUGGACUCAUCUAUAUAAACAACAACGGGACAGAAGGCCUCGAAAAAUGGCCACAUAUACACCGCUGGAUCCGAAAGAACUGGCGAGGCGUGUUUGAACGCGACUGAUUCUUUUUGUUUCUGUGCGAUCAGCAAACUAAACGAGUUUUAUGAAUAACCGAGGCCCUCUAUCCUCGGUGGAUUCUCUUUAUUUCCUUUUUUUAUGAGGAGCGCAAAAUGGCUGUUGACAGCUACCUUUAACAAGGCCAGAAUAGCGACGCCCUCUUUAAAAUACGAUUAGAAGGGUGUAUUUGUGUAUUUUUUUUUGAAUGUUUGUUAUGGUAGUGGAUGUAAAUUGUUGGUAAAACCAUGGUAGUGGUAAUAUUCUAGCGUAGCCUUAUUUAGACGCUUAUGCAGCGAUAUAAAAUGUUGUGGUGACGUCUCGGGGAAUUAAAACGAUUUGAUUUUUAAGCCAGUGAAGAUAAUUUUUAUAGCUGAAUGUGACCUGAUAAGUCAUGUUUCUUCUCGGAUAAACCAUAAGAAUGAAGCCAGUACAUAUCUCUGGGUCUAGAUACGUUUUGGUCGGUCUAUCUGUCUGAUCCGAAGGCUCGCCACAGCAGCCAACAUUCCAGUGGAUUCUAACAACCCUUUGUUUUAUGCGUAUGAACUGGAGUCGGCUGUUAAAUCUUAAACUAUGCAGUAAAUCGCCUUCCAACAAAUUAUAUUUUAUUUGAUCGCUGUAUUGAGCCAUUAUAUAGUUAAAUAGUCGAGAGGAAUGACUAUUUGGUUAGAAACGUCGAGGCCUAAGUUGUGUACAGAUAUGCGAGCGUUGACUGUGGUGGAAGCUUCAUAGCUGACGACGUUACACAUCAAACAAAUAGGCUGUUAUUAUGUCGCUAUUGUGAGGAUCAAAGUCCGUCGAAACGCACCUCAAGGUUUAUUGCUAAGGACACUUGUCACAUGUAUCUGAUUUGGUAAGCCGAAUAAUAUUUGUUUCAUCCUACUGCCAGCUCCUACAAACAUACUGUAAUCGUAUUAAUUUUAAAUGCACUUAAAAUAAUCGGUAUAUUAUUGAAGGACAGGACAAAAGAAAAUAUAGAAAAAUCGACCCAUUAUAGGGACACCAGCGUUUUACCAACCUUGCGAAAGCGUAAUCGAUUUACAGAUACGCAGUCUUCAUUUUUUUUUAUUUUGACUUUAGUAAUUUAGCAGACGCUUUUAUACAGUGACCUAAAGGAGUGGGUGCCUACAGGGUUCUCAUGUUCGUUUCUGGACCUCAAUCGAUUGAGGAACAAAUCAACGAGGAAGUCAAGGCUAGCACGAUAGGCUAAAGUAAAGAAAGACGUCCUACGCAGUACGAGAGAGGAAAAGGUGAGGUCUUUCAUCAGCUGUAGCUUAUAUGAAUAAAUUCUCCUCCGUGGUAAUGUAUGCAUCUAAACGGACCUAAUUUAGACCGAUUCCAUGUUCUAUCUUAACUGUGUUGCUUGGUACUGUAGAUCUUUGUGCCUUCAUUGCUAUCAUACUGUAGCUGGAAGUAGGUACAAUUUGGCUGCCCUAGCUGGGCCGAUACUACGCACAAAGUGAACAAUUCAGCAAACGUUACAGGAUGUAAGAUAAACCGAAGGCGUUUCUACCCCUUUACGGUAAUAUGCAUAACGUCAGCCCAGCCUGUGUGUUGUAAUCACCAAGGUGUCAUCGUUGCCCUAAGGACUUUUCUGGCUGCUGUGGAAUCUGCCUACCUGCUCUGCCCUACGGGAUGUGCACUGCUGCCUGGAUUUAAAGCAAUAGCAGAGAGCAGGGACUAUUCACCAGUGGGUUGAUCUAGGUUGGUUGACAGUGGUGGUGAUAUAACCCUUAAUUGCUGCAUUUUUUUUCUCACUUGCACAUUAGACAAAUAUCCCUGAAAGACAAAUAUACUUUAGCUUGCAAGUAUACAGAGUCACAGGUCUUCCCUUAGCACUCAGUACAUUUCACCUAUAGUCAAGGGGACUUGGUUUGUGGCUAUAGGUCGGUAAAUCAGUUCUUAAGAUUGGUAUUUAGUUUUUGUGAGAAGCUUGUCAUCGCGCAUGUCCACCGCUCCUGUCAUGGCCUCCAACAUGUCGACCUCGGACCUGUCUGAGACAUGGAGGAACUGUUUCGAAGAGGAGCUGAUCUGCCCCAUAUGCCUGCAUGUCUUCUCGGAGCCCAUCCAGCUGCCCUGCAAGCACAACUUCUGCCGGGGCUGCAUCUCCGAGGCCUGGGCUAAGGACUCGUCCGUGGUUCGCUGCCCCGAGUGCAACCACGCCUACAGCCAGAAGCCCGCCCUGGAGAAGAACCACAAGCUGUCCAACAUCGUGGACAAGUUCAACGCGCUGUCGGUGGACAAGGCCGCGUCGCCGGUGCUCCAGUGCAUCCUGUGCCGCCGUGGCCCUCCGCUGCCGGCGGUGAAGGUGUGCCUGCGGUGUAGCGCCCCCUGUUGCCAGAGCCACGUCCAGACGCACCUGCAGCAGCCCUGCUCCGCCCUGGGACACCUGCUGGUGGAGGCCGAGGCGGUCAAGGCUUGGACCUGCCCGCAGCACGACGAGUACAGACUGUACCACUGCGAGGCGGAGCAGACCGCCGUGUGUCAGUACUGCUGCUUCACGCGCUGCCACCCCAGUCACGGACACGGAGUCACCGACGUGGAGCUGCGCCGCAACGACAUACGGCAAAAUCUAUUGAGGCAGCAGGAGAGGGUAGAGGAGAGAGUUCAGGACAUCGAUGAGCAGCUCUGUAAACUGGACUCUGACAAGUGUGUGGUGGAGGACAGAGUGUGUGAGCUGAAAGAGGAGGUGCGUGUGCAGUACCAGCGGAUGCAGCACUUCCUGGAAGAAGACCUGUCCCGUACCCUGGAGGUUUUAGAGCGGGCGCAUUCUAGGUUUUGCCAGGAGAACGCAGGUCAGGUUCUUGCUUUGGGAGAACAGAGACACGAGGCCCAGAAGCUGCUUAGCUCUGUACACACGGCCUUUGGCAAGGCUGAGGAGCUGGGCUUCAUGAAGAACACCAAGCCUGUCAAGAUCCUGAUGGAAAGGUCUCAAGCAUGCGUGGGCAGUGCUCUUCCUCCCUACAAGGUGGGCAGUCUCAACUCCAAGCUGUUCCUGUCUGAACUCUCCAAGAGAGAGAAGAGCCUACGGAAAACACUGGAAGCGCCCCUCACCCCUCCCUCCUCAUUCCUCCAGUGCAUCCCAGCGUAUCCCAGCGGCCUUGGCUCCAGCUCCGGGGCAGAGAAACGUAAACACUCCUCGGCGUUCCCAGAAGGCAAUGGGAGCACCGGGAAAACCGCUUCUUCUGGGUUCAAGGACUCCUCCUCUUCCUCCUCCUCUUCUAAGCAGCCCUAUCUGGGCCCCAACUCCGCCACCGGGGAGGGCCAAUCUUCCAAUCAGCAACCUCUCGGUCCCUGUGGCCCGUCUCACAUGAACGAAGGUGGUGGAACAGGAAGCGGAAGUGGCUCUCUGACCAAUCACCAUUCAGGGUCUGUGUUCAGUCCCUCCCACUACCCCCCUGCUGGUGGUAGCUCGUCUCAUUCUUCUCAGCAGGCAGUGCUGCCCCAGUAUGGUGGACGUAAGAUUCUGGUGUGUACCAUGGAUAACUGCUACUGCUCUGGGGUACCCUCCGUGUCAGGGCACCGUGGCCACCCUCCCUACUCACGUUCAGGCUCCUUUCCCUGGGUAAGCGCCCAGGACUACCCCCCUCCACCCGGCCUGGCCUCUGGAGCUCCAGCCAUGCAAGGGCUGGCCGUCAGAGACUGGAUAGAUGCACAGCAGACACAUAGACACACAGACUUCUAUGGGCUGUAUGGACAGCCCUCUACCAAGCAUUAUGUCACCAGUUAACACACACACUUCCACAGGCUAACAGCUAUCCACUGUACACUACUAGUUAACACACACACACACACACACACAUUGACAGACACACUCAGAAAAUAUUUGAUAGGAUGCACACACACACACAGACGUACACUUCUACUGGUUGUACGUACAUUUCUGUUCUAAACAACAUGCGCACGUACACACACACACACCUCUCUCGGGGGCAGGGUUGACAUGUGUUCGUUUUCCGUUUUCUCCGUCAGACCGCCCUAGUACUUACAUGAUGAUAUGUGUCUCUGCUCGAAUUGUUGACUUUGAAGCACUUCGGCUCAUUUGAAAUGUUUUAGUGACAUCUUCCCUGACGUAGUGACAUCAAUAGCCUUAUUGUUAUUAUUAAUGUUAUGAUUAUUGUUAUUUUUCUCUGCCUAUAGGGGAUGGGCUAUGUCUGAUAGCUGUGUAAAGAGAAGGAGGAUUUAUUACUGUCUGAGCUCUGGUUUUGUUGCAGCACUUUGGCCUCCUCUCCUUGCUGAGUUCAGGGAUGUAUUGUACAGCUUGAACGAACGAACGCGCGCACACACAUACACACACUCGCUCUUCCAGGUUCUUUUGUGUGUGGGACCCACUCCAUGCACUUUGGGUUGGGAUUUCUCUCUGGGUGUAAGUUGCCCGGUAGACCCAGGUCUGGGAUCAGAUGACCUUUCCCUAAUCUGAACAUUCAACACAAGGCAGUAAAAUGGAAGAAACUCACCCUAGGUCAGGUUUAGUAAACCUGUGCCAUUAUGGAUCUUCUCUACUCCCAUCCAUUUGGAUCCAAAUACCACAGGAGAAUGGAUACAACUCCCUUCCCCCCUGCUUCCAGGCUUCCCAUCGGAUUGAAUUCUUCCGUCUGAAAGACUGAGAGACUGUCUCCUUUAUUUUGUAGUUCUUAACAUGGAUCAAGACGUGAAUUAAUUUGCCAUACAACAUACGGUAUGAGUUAACAAUGUUUGUCUAAAAGACAGUUGGAAUCGUAGAUAAGGUGGAGGCUUUGUGAGACACUACAUGGACUGGACUGGACCGACCAAACCAAUGAACGCAAAGCAUCUGGGAGUGUGAUAAUGAUAAUGACACUGCAUUAAGAUGUACUUUCUGCAGGGUGAUGAGGUCACUUCUCGACAAGCACACAAGCCCCCUGUUUCCUGUUUGCAGCUGUGAGCAUGCAGGGAAGAGUUUUAUAAAGCACUCUGGAAUAAAAACGUGACUAGAAAUAAAAAAUGAUCUGCAAGCAGUUUUAAAACGGAUGAGUGGAAGUAAUAAGAGGGUUUUUUCAUAAACUUUUUCUAAAGAGAACUUGACUGGUCCAUGUAAGAUUGGUCAAAAACGCUGAAAAUAAAUUGAUGUUACAAGAACAGUCUACCAAUAGAAAAAAUUGAAAACAGUAUCUCUUUUUGUAAAUAUUUUGUGAAAUGAAAAAUAAAUGACAUGUAAUUUGGAGGUGGGUUCCAAAUAAUGAAUUUAAUCA
Messenger RNA from Esox lucius (northern pike), 5536 nucleotides. It is a transcript of the gene trim8b, whose product is annotated as tripartite motif containing 8b. The record is from RefSeq and is a predicted model, not a curated record. The coding region runs from base 2272 to 4056 and encodes 594 amino acids. The transcript has 5 exons. NCBI's taxonomy places the organism in Eukaryota, Metazoa, Chordata, Actinopteri, Esociformes, Esocidae.